This is a messenger RNA of Tilletiaria anomala UBC 951, 1939 nucleotides long. RefSeq names its product glycoside hydrolase family 30 protein. The record is from RefSeq and is a predicted model, not a curated record. Gene Ontology annotation, biological process: glucosylceramide catabolic process. The coding region runs from base 88 to 1710 and encodes 540 amino acids. The transcript has 4 exons. Lineage: Eukaryota; Fungi; Basidiomycota; Exobasidiomycetes; Georgefischeriales; Tilletiariaceae. Gene Ontology annotation, molecular function: glucosylceramidase activity.
CCCGAGUUUGCAGCCUGAAGUAAUUCUCUGCAGGCCGGACGCAACCCACCGCGUCCCAUCUGGUUAUCUGAUUGCUCGGCUUGGAACAUGCGUUCUCUCAUCAUCCUCGCUGCCGCGUUGCUGGCGUUGGCUGCGUCAGUACGGGCGCUGCAGAUCGAAGCCGUCUGGUCGUCGACGUACGACAAAAAGCUGUGGAUCAGCGAUGUGACGAGUCAGUACAGCAAGUCGGCUCGCACUUUUGUAGACGCGGCCGACCGGUCCUCCAGCGCUCAGGCGCCGAAUGUUUACCCUGCCUCGAACCAGCGCCUGCAGGAAUUCCAUGGUUGGGGCGUCGGCAUUACCGACGCGACGUCGAUCGUCCUGCAAGGUGUCCGGCAGCAAAAUGAGACGCUGUAUUGGGAGUUGUUGCGCUUGCUCUUCGACCCAUCCGAAGAGUACAUUGCCAAAGGCGGCGCAGGCUGCACACUGACGCGCACGCCUCUGUCGGCCACUGAUUUCUCCAUCGCCGAGUAUACGUAUGACGACACGUCUGACGGCUCGCCGGAUCCGACUUUUGAGAACUUUAACAUCAGCGCGGCCCCAAUGACGUGGACGACGCUACAGGACAUCACGACCGUUUCCAAUGGUCGCGUCAAGCACUUUUUUGCGCCGUGGAGCCAGCCAGCGUGGAUGAAGACGGGUCAGAGCAACGGCCCCAAUGGCCUGCACGGCGGCACGAUCCAGCCGCAGUAUUACUCUCUGUACGCUAAGUACCUCACCAAGAUCCUCAUGGCGCUAGGAGAGAUGGGCAUCCAGGCUUACCGCCUCUCGCUGCAGAAUGAGCCCAAAUAUGCUCCGACCGCCUACCCCGGCACCAUCAUCGAAUCCGAUGACGCCGCGGACAUUGGUGACCUCGUUCGCGCCGAGUUUGACAGCAACGGAUUCGAGGACGUCGGUCUGCUCGCACUCGAUCACAAUUGGGACUUGCAGGAGUAUCCGAUCGACGUCUUCAAUCGCAGCAAAGCCUUCACUGGCGUCGCAUGGCAUUGCUACGGCGGCAGCCCCUCCGGCCAGCAGCCAUUCAACCUCGCCUAUCCAGAUGCGGAGGUCUACUUUACCGAGUGCACGCGCAUUACGCAAUGGUUCAAUGAACCGUGGCAGAACCUCAAAACGCAGGGCCAAGUCCUCACUGUCGGCUCGAUCAACUAUAAGUCGCAAAGCGUCAUCCUCUGGAACGCGGUGCUGAACGCGACCGCCGACCGCUUCACAGGCCCGACGCUGCCAGGUGUCUGCACCAACUGCCUGGCGCCCAUCGAAAUCCUCCCAGACGGAUCGUACGAACUCACGAGCGAUUUCGCCACGCUCGCGCAUGGCUCGCUGGCGACUCGCGUCCGCGGGAUGGAGACGCAGUCGUUUGUCAUGGGUGUCAACACAACGGCCGGACAGCUUCUUGCCCAAGGGUUCGAAAACCCUCUCGGGAACGGAAUGUCGCGCUUCUCGCUCGUUUUCCUGCAGCAGAACGACCACUACGGUACCGGCUUGUUCGAGAACUUCACCGCCACCAUCCAGUUCCGCGGCCAAGUGGUUGAUAUCGAGCUGCCGGUUGGCAUGCACACACUCUGGUGGCACGCACCGACGCACCAAGAACCUUUAUGGCGGCAUCAACAGGACCGCCAGCACCAACAGCAUCGCCAGCAUCAACAGAAGGGCCAGCACCGCCACAUACGGUAACGCGGCUGGUGCCGUUAGAUAUGCCGAAAACGACAGUGCCAGGAGCUCCGCGGAUCCGAGUUUCAACUUUGAGAAAGAACAGGAUGCCCAGCUGGUGCACAGUGCGGAACAGGUCCACUUUGCUCUGCCGCACGCGCGCCGUGCGUUCGCUGGAGCACAACGAGCAGUCUACACAAGACUGCACCUGCAUGGACUUUCAUCUAUUUCUCCCAAUAGAACAUUCUGGAAG